Messenger RNA from Diorhabda carinulata, 2856 nucleotides. Its product is annotated as 1-acyl-sn-glycerol-3-phosphate acyltransferase delta-like. The transcript has 6 exons. Lineage: Eukaryota; Metazoa; Arthropoda; Insecta; Coleoptera; Chrysomelidae. Gene Ontology annotation, cellular component: endomembrane system. The record is from RefSeq and is a predicted model, not a curated record. Gene Ontology annotation, molecular function: 1-acylglycerol-3-phosphate O-acyltransferase activity. The coding region runs from base 379 to 1542 and encodes 387 amino acids.
AGAAGUAGAAAUUGAAAUGUCAGUUGUCUCUAGUGCUUCAAGUCGUAUUACCCAUAUUUGGUUUUUAAAUGGAAGGAUCAAUGAUUAGAGUUUAAAAAAAAUCAAAUUUUUAUGACGUAAUUGAAUUAUUAAUAUUAUUUACAAAUACUAGUCAUUGAAAUAAUGCAAAAGUAUUUUAAUUUAACAGAAGUGAAUCAGUGAUCGUUGUAAUAGCUAGAAACAUUUAAAACGACGCUUUGUUUAAGUUUUCUUUAUAAAAAGCGAUAAAGUUCAAUUUGUUAUUAACUUGAGAGAUUACGUUUAGUUUGAUAACAAGAACUAGAUAAUAUAUGAGGCAGUUGAAAUAAUCAUUCCGAGUGGAUACGUAUUAGACGCAACAUGGAUUUGAAAGUUUUAAAACGAUCGAGAUUGAUACAUCUAUGUUUAGCAAUAACGUUUUUCACGUCGGGAAUAAUAGUGAAUUUAGUACAGUGUAUACUCUAUUUGUGUCUUAGGCCUUUUAACAAAUGGUUAUAUCGUAAAAUAAAUUGGUAUUUGUGCUACACGAUAUACUCACAAUUAGUUUGUCUCGGAGAUUGGUGGUCACAGUCGAAAAUAUACGUAUACACUGAUAAAAAAGUAUUCGAUAAAUAUUUUGGUAAAGAACAUGCUUAUUGUAUAAUGAAUCACACUUAUGAAGUAGAUUGGUUAAUAGGGUGGAUGAUUACGGAUAAAUUACAUUUAUUAGGGAAUUGUAAGGCUUAUGCCAAGAAAGUGAUACAGUACAUCCCCGUGUUAGGUUGGGCUUGGAAAUGCUCCGAAUUUGUAUUUUUGGAAAGGAAUUUCGAUAAAGAUAAAGAAAUAAUUAAUAAACAAAUUACCGAAUUGUCCGAGCAUCCAGAUCCAAUGUGGUUGCUUCUUUUCCCGGAAGGUACUAGAUUUACGACGAAAAAACAUGAGGCUUCCAUCGAAUUCGCCAUUAAAAACAAUCUGCCCCAACUCAAACACCAUCUGCUGCCCCGCACCAAGGGUUUCAUCGCUAGUUUGCCGGCGAUGAAAGGAAAAGUCCCCGCGAUCUACAACUGCGAAUUAGCCUUCAAUGAAGACGAUCCGAUCAAACCGACAAUCACCAACAUGCUGUUGGGUAAAUCGGUGUCGGCGCACAUUUAUUUCGAAAGGACACCGCUGGAAAAUCUACCCAACGAUCCGCAAGAACAGGAAACUUGGUUGAGGGAUAUGUUUAUACGAAAAGAUAAAAUGAGGGAGAGUUUUCUCAAGACUGGUGAUUUUUUUACCGCAUCCGGCGUGCCACGAAUGGAACCUUUCGAAUUAUCGCCGAGAAUAGAGUCGAUAGUGAACCUCAUCGUUUGGCAGAUAGUCACUUUAGUGCCCAUAUCUUAUUAUCUCGUUAAAUUGCUGUUUAGCGGGGAGAUAUUAUAUUUUUCUGUGGGAGUCGGUAUUAUAGCUACGUUCUUCCUGUUGUUGAACAAAACCAUCGGGAUGUCGGAAAUCGACAAGGGUUCCUCGUACGGGACCGAAACAACUCCAAAGAAGACUCACUAAAAAUAAAUGUUUUUCUAGUGUUUAGUCUACUUAUUUUUAGAGUAUUUGUGCCAAUACUCGUGAUGAAAAAUUACCUUUUUUUAUGUGUGAAUAUUAUAACUCGCAUUUGGUACAACAAAACACCAUCGAAUCAACACUAACAGUUACGUAGUUUGGUCCUUUGAGCGUUUUAUAGAUUAAUACCCGACUCGAAGGGCCAAAUGGUGCAAUUUCGAGUGUUUAUUCCAAAAUUUUUGACGCUUUUAUGUUUUUACUUAGUAAAAAUUUGAGUAACAUCAACUUUUGCACGUUUUCUUGGUUUCGAUACAUAUUUUAUCGUUUAUGUUUAUCUUCGGUCUCUAUUUAGUCAUUUUAUUCUUCAUUCUAUAAGGUUUGUACGAAAUUUGAAUGUUUUAUAUACUAAUACCCGCCUAGAAGGACCAAAUGGUGCAAUUUCAAAUGAUUUUUCCUGAAAUUUUGACCCUAUCAUGUUUUUAAGUACCAAAUUUGAGGGUUUUAUUGAUCAAUACCCAGUUCGAAGGACCAAAUGGUGCAAUUUCUUAUGGUUUUAUUCACUAAAAAUUUAAGAAACAUCAACUUUUUGCACGUUUUCUUGGUUUCGAUACAUAUUUUAUCGAUUAUGUUUAUCUUCGGUGUCUAUUUAGUCAUUUUAUUCUUCAUUCUAUAAGAUUUGUACGAAAUUUGAAUGUUUUAUAUACUAAUACCCGGCUCGAAGGACCAAAAGUGCAAAUAAAAGCGUUUGUUCCAAAAAUUUUGACUAUCAUGUUUUUGCAUUCCAAAUUUGAGCGUUUUAUAGAUUAAUACCCGGCUCGAAGGACCACAUAGUGCUAUUUUGAGUGUUGUUUCCAAUAAUAUCGACUAAUUCGGAAUAUAUUAUUGUUUGACGUAUCCAAAACUCAAGUUUUUUUCAAUUUUUCUUUGUAUCGACAUAUAUUCAAUCUUCAGUGUCUAUUUUGUGUUCAAAAAAAGUCGAAACGUCACUUCAUCAUCUGUCCUACGAGACUUGUACAAAAUGCGAGUUGAAUAUUUCAGUUUUUUAAAUGUGAUUAGAAGACAUUUAUAUUUAUUGUUAACUGCCUAAUGGUAGUGGUGGCGACGUAUAUUUUGUUAUUAUUAUUUUUUUUAAUUUAUUUUGAGCUUUAAUAAAGAAAGAAGAAGAGGAAAGUUUUAUUUGGUGUCUAGUUGCAGCGUCACACAAGAUUUGGUGACGAUUUAUCUGUGGGAUAAAACGUUGUGAAGCGAUCAUAUAUUUACCUAACCUCACUUUUUGUUGUACGUUUAUAUCUAGAGUAUAAUUAAAGUCAAUUGAAGAAC